AUGGCGGGAGGACCCCCUUAUACCGUCCACUCUCCAACCCAGCAGCCGCAUUUCGCAAACUUCCCCCCUUCCUCCAGAGACAGAUCUUCCUUCUCCAACAAUGACUCUUACCAGGCCCCUCCCCACACUCCCCCGGGCUACCCUCCUGCCUCUCUGGCGCGGAGCCCGCCCUUUGGCCACACUGCCUCCCCGAUGAUGAGUACCACGCUCCCUCCCAUGAGUGGAUCAGCCCCUUCCCAUCCAGACGGCUCUCCCUCGUAUCCCUCCCAUUCAACCUCCACAACCACCCAGUUCCCCCUCCAUGGCCCUUACAGGGGUAGCUCGCACAUGUCGUCGUCCGGCCACUCCCCGCCCCCGAGUCACUUUGGCCAGCAGGUCUCGUCGCACACACACCCGUCUGCUGAAUCCAUGUCCCGAUCGCCAAGGCGGGAGGCUGAGACUCUACAUGACGUGAGGCCCAAUAACAUGGUUUAUUCGUCACAGUCGCCCAUGAUGCAGGAUACGAAACCCGCCUCUCCAAAGGAAACUAAGCCGGCCAGAACAGAUCCUAUGUCAUUUGCCAGCAUUCUUUCCACCCCUGCUGAAGAACGCCCCCCCCGCAAGUCCACCCCGCCACCUCGCGUUACCAAAGUCAGUGAGCCACCCGCCAUCGCACCUGCACCUAAGGUCGAGAAGCCCAGAUCUUCUGCCUCAGAAAGACGCCGCCAGCAAGCUCAACUGGAACCAUCUUACAACGACAAUACAUCCCGCCCAUCCACAAACGGCGUCUCCGCUACAAGGGCUAUUGCUCCUUCAAAUUCAAAGUCAAGGAAGUCAAUUACUGAACGUGAGAACGAAAAGAUUGCUAAAGCGAUGGAACGGAUUGACUCCAUGGACAAACGUGAGCUGGAGGCUCCUGGUUAUGAACAUGAGUGGGCGCGGUAUAUCCGCAAGGGGAAGAAGCGUGCUCGUGAGGUGGAAGCUAUUGAAGCACGGAAGCGCAGGCGACGCCAAACCGAAUUCUUAAGUGCGCUCGCCAAAGUCUUUGAGAAGCAGGUUCUGAACGGCACUGAGCGGUUUAACCGUAAGCAUGAGGCUGCCGUUCAAGUUGAAGUUCAGCAGAAAGAGAUCCAGGAUGAAAAGGAGCGGAAGAAGGAUAUGCAGAGAAAACGUCGUCGUGAAAACACCGUCCGUCUUGAGAUGCAGAAGAUGGAUGAAGCUCGCCAGAAAGCCUCUGAGGCUGAAGAUGUUGCUGAGAAAGAGCGGCUGAUGCGUGAAGUUGAAAAGUCUCGAAAGAAGAUCAAGAGUACGAAACGUGCCUUGGAACGGGGAAAUGAGCCGGAGGAAAUCAGCGAGGUCCCACCGCUGGCACCAAAUCUCGAGGGAGGCACCACCAGUACAUUCCACGUUACUUCGAAAUCCCCCCCUCCCAAGAAGAGAUCCGGCAAGUCUGGCUCCUCCGCACGACCAAAGAAAUCAAAGGAGAAGAAGCAAGCUGAGAAGGACGCUGCUGAAGCUGCCUAUGCGGCUAUGGAGAAAGACGACGAACUCGUCCCUCUCGCGCCAAAGGAGGAUCCGAAAAAGGAAUCUCUGAAGAAAGAAUCCAAAGCUGCCCGCUCCAAAGAAGCAACUCCUGCACCUCCCACUACGCCAUUCGAAUCCAAAGCUUACAACGUGCUCUACGAAGCGAUAUGGAGAGAAAUUGCUCGAAAGGAUGUACCCCGGGUCUAUCGUAUCAAGGCUACAUCUUUGAACAUUCGCCAGGAGAAUCUGCGCAAGACUGCUCAGCUGGCGAGCAAGCAGUCUCGGAAAUGGCAAGAACGUACCAACAAGAGUAUGAAGGAUACCCAGGCUCGGGCGAAGAGAACGAUGCGGGAGAUGAUGUCCUUCUGGAAAAGAAAUGAGCGUGAAGAGCGUGAUUUGCGACGCAUGGCAGAGAGACAGGAGUUGGAACUGGCUAAGAAGGCAGAAGCUGAUCGCGAAGCUAACCGCCAGAAACGCAAACUGAAUUUCCUAAUUUCCCAGACGGAGCUGUACUCCCAUUUCAUCGGCCGGAAAAUCAAAACGAGUCAGGCGGAGCAGACUGAUGAAACCGGCCCCGUUGACGAUGCCUCCAUGGCGAAGCCUGACAUACCUCUCCCCGAUACUGAUGGGAAGCCGGCUCCGAAGGUCACCAGUUUCGAAGACCUUGACUUCGACGCUGAAGAUGAAACUGCUUUACGACAGGCUGCCAUGGCCAAUGCGCAAAACGCCGUUCAAAAGGCGCAGGAGCGGGCACGCGCGUUCAACAAUGACGAUAACAAGAUGGCUGCCUUCGAUGAAGGGGAGAUGAAUUUCCAGAACCCGACCAGCUUCGGUGACGUUGAGGUUUCUCAGCCUAAAAUGCUCACUGCUCAGUUGAAGGAGUAUCAGCUUAAGGGACUGAAUUGGCUCGUCAAUCUGUACGAGCAGGGUAUUAACGGUAUCCUUGCCGAUGAGAUGGGGCUGGGUAAAACGGUUCAGUCCAUCUCCGUCAUGGCGUAUCUUGCUGAAGUACAUAAUAUCUGGGGUCCGUUCCUUGUUAUUGCGCCGGCGUCGACGCUGCAUAAUUGGCAGCAGGAGAUUUCGCGAUUCGUGCCGAAUAUAAAGCUCGUUGUGUUGGAUGCGCAGUACUUCCAGAAGGUGAAAUGGCAAUAUAUGAUCCUGGGACGAGGCGCAGGCGAUAAAGUCCUCGCAGAGUUCCCGCUGGAAAAAUCUGCUCGGUUUUUCAUUUGCGAAGGACACUUCGAAGACAUCAGUGCCAAACCCUCCGGUGCCGCGACUCCUGUCUCUGCUGGGGAUAAUGGGGUUCCUGCUGUCGUCGCUGGGAAGGGGAGACGGGGUGGACGUGGUGGAGCUGGCGCCGGCGAAGGUGCUGGUAGAAGGUCGAAGAAAGCGAAGACGACGAAGGAGCGGCUGAGAUUGAUUGAUGGGGAUGAUUGA
Molecule: messenger RNA, 2940 nt
Organism: Paracoccidioides brasiliensis Pb18
Exons: 5
Coding region: 1-2940 (979 amino acids)
Biological process (GO): DNA repair
Cellular component (GO): Ino80 complex
Molecular function (GO): DNA binding; ATP binding; histone binding
Source: RefSeq, a predicted model, not a curated record